GAGACUCAUCAUCUCACAAUGUCUCAAUUCAAUCACAUGCAAACAUACGGUGGCAAUGCUAGCCCCGCCGUGGAACAACUUUUCCGAGAUCAGGGGCCGGAUGCUUCAAGAUGGCCUCCGUCGUAUUCGUCGCCAUCGCUUGGAAGAGACCACGACCCCGAAGAGGAUAUCGAUCACCAUCAGAAGAAAUCAGUUUUCACCAAGGUGAAGGAAAAGGCAAAGAAACUGAGAUACACUCUCAGCAACAAGAAGAAGCACGGUGAAGACGAGAACCCAACGCCAUCCUGGGGUUAUAAUUUGGACGAGGAUGAAGAGGAGGACGAUGGCGAUGCUGAAUAUCUUGGAGCCCCAAUGUAUGAAUCGGAGCUGGCACCCGAGGACUGCAAAGAGAAUGCUAGGCAGCAUCCUCGAGCAGAUCCUGUGAUUGCUGAGAAUCAUGUUUUAGCGAAUACCAUAAAGCUUGCCUUUGGACAAGAUGAAAAGCCUUUCAACUCUUCAGAGACGUCGUCUCGAGCGGUUGCAGGGCCAUCCCUUGAGAAUAGGGAGAGAACAAGUGAAAUUACAGCUGCAAAUAGUGCCAUUCGCACUACGGAAAUACAAGAAAAUGAGGCUGCAAAGCCUCACAGUCCGGGCAAGACACUGACUGAAGCUGUAACAGAGAAGCUGGCACCGGUUUAUUCCACUGUUACUGACGCUACGCAUGCCAUUGCUUCAAAGAUCCAUAGCCUGACUGUCUCUGCUCCAUCUACCCUGUCGGUCCGUUCUUCACCUGCAACUCCAGAAAAAGCUUCUUCCCCAGCAAAUCCGAGACCAAGCUCUGCCCGAACAGCUUCACAAGCAUCAAAGCUUGGUAAAGGAACUGAGCAGAUAUGGGACAAAGGAGUUUCAGUAAAGGAGUACUUGAUGCAUAAGUUUGAGCCAGGUGAAGAUGAGAGAGCUCUAUCUCAGGUGUUAUCCAAUGCACUGAGUCCGAGAACAAAUCCCAGAGAUGUAGGUGUGGUAGAGAAGAUGAAGGAGGCAGUAAAUUCUAUGUUGCGAGCAGAGGACGAACCAGAGCCGCAAGCUGCACAUUUGGCGGUAAAAUCUUCAUCACGGGCCGAGAAGGCAGCACCAGAGACAGUGGCUGCAUCCUUGGCUACAAAAUCUUUAUCACAGACCAAGAAGGCACCAGAGCCAGUGGCUGUAUCCUUGGCCACAAAAUCUUCAUCACAGACCAAGAAGGCAUCACAGCCAAUGGCUGAAAAUUUGGCUGCAAAACCUUCAUCACAAGCCGAGAAGGCACCAAAGGAAGUGACUACACAUUUGGCUAAAAAAUCUUCAUCACAAACCGAGAAGGCACCACAGGCAGUGACUACACAUUUGGCUUCAAAAUCUUCAUCACAAACCGAGAAGGCACCACAGGCAGUGACUACACAUUUGGCUGCAAAAUCUUCAUCACAAACCGAGAAGGCACCACAGGCAGUACUGGCUGUACAUGUGACUGCAAAACCUGCAUCGCGGGCUGAGCCAGCACCACAGGCAAUACUGACUACAAAUCUGGCAGCAAAACCUUCAUCCAGGGUUGAGGCGGCACCACAGCCAGUGGCUGCACAUUUAACUGCAAAAUCUUCAUCAAAUGCUCCGACCUUUACCACUGCCCACAGAGUAGCUGAGGAAGAGAACCUUGAAAGAAUACUCCAAACCAAUUAACAGACAUGUGCAACACCAAUCAGAAGUUUUAGACACAGACAGCAAACAACAAACAAUAAAAAAUAAACUACGUUUUUUCCCUCCAUUUUGUUUGAUUUAGUUCAGUCUUGUAUUGUACCAAUAAAAUACUUCUGCAGUACUUUUAUUGCAGAAUUAUGUGAAGAAUGCAAGGGAUGCUUGUAUUCAAAUCUUAGUUUUACUAAUAUUUUCAGACAUGUAGUCUUCUGGGUUUAUUUGAACUUUUAAUAAGGAAUUUUUGUAUCUAGAAAUAAUGUAUUUUGGAAUUCUAUAAAUUCACAGUUUCGAACUUUGAACUUGUGAAU
Molecule: messenger RNA, 2012 nt
Organism: Momordica charantia (bitter melon)
Lineage: Eukaryota; Viridiplantae; Streptophyta; Magnoliopsida; Cucurbitales; Cucurbitaceae
Biological process (GO): response to abscisic acid
Source: RefSeq, a predicted model, not a curated record